This is a messenger RNA of Miniopterus natalensis, 998 nucleotides long. RefSeq names its product neuronal differentiation 4 (gene NEUROD4). The record is from RefSeq and is a predicted model, not a curated record. Gene Ontology annotation, biological process: camera-type eye development; nervous system development; positive regulation of transcription by RNA polymerase II. Gene Ontology annotation, cellular component: nucleus. Gene Ontology annotation, molecular function: DNA-binding transcription factor activity, RNA polymerase II-specific; protein dimerization activity; E-box binding. NCBI's taxonomy places the organism in Eukaryota, Metazoa, Chordata, Mammalia, Chiroptera, Miniopteridae.
UAGAAAUGGCAAAGGCUUAUGUGAAACCCAAAGAGAUGGCAGAGUUGGUCAACACACCGUCCUGGGUGGACAAAGGUCUGGGCUCUCAGAGUGAGAUGAAGGAGGCGGAGAGAAGACCAGGUGCUCUUGGGAUGCUUGGCAGCUUACCUGAAGAGCAUGACAGUAGCGAGGAAGGAGAGGAGGAAGAGGACGGGGAGAGGCCUAAGAGGAGGGGUCCCAAGAAAAAGAAGAUGACGAAAGCUCGCCUGGAGAGGUUCAAGGCUCGAAGAGUCAAGGCCAAUGCUAGAGAACGGACCCGGAUGCACGGCCUGAAUGACGCCCUGGACAACCUGAGGAGAGUCAUGCCAUGUUAUUCUAAGACCCAAAAGCUCUCCAAGAUAGAAACUCUGAGACUGGCCAGGAACUAUAUUUGGGCUUUGUCUGAGGUCCUGGAAACUGGCCAGACACCUGAAGGUAAGGGCUUUGUGGAGAUGCUCUGUAAAGGGCUCUCUCAGCCCACAAGCAAUCUGGUGGCUGGAUGCCUCCAACUGGGCCCUCAGUCUGUCCUCCUGGAGAAGCAUGAGGAGAAAUCUCCUGUUUGUGACUCUGCCAUCUCUGUUCACAACUUCAACUAUCAGUCUCCCGGGCUCCCCAGCCCUCCUUAUGGCCAUAUGGAAACACAUAUUAUUAAUCUCAAACCCCCAGUAUUCAAGAGUUUGGGAGAGUCAUCCUUUGGGAGUCAACCUCCUGACUGCAGCACACCACCUUAUGAGGGCCCACUUACUCCACCCCUGAGCAUCAGUGGGAACUUCUCCUUGAAGCAAGAUGGCUCUCCUGAUCUGGAUAAAUCCUACAGCUUCAUGCCACAUUACCCCUCUGCAAGUCUCAGCUCAGGGCAUGUGCACUCAACUCCCUUUCAGGCUGGUACCCCUCGCUAUGAUAUUCCCAUAGAUAUGUCCUAUGAUUCCUACCCCCACCAUGGCAUUGGGGCUCAACUCAAUACAAUCUUCACUGAUUAG